AUGUUCCUGCUGAAAGAGAAAGAUGACACGCCGGCGUUGUUUACUGAAAUGGGCGAAUUAGGCCUGAAAGAAUGGAGGGAAACAGCACGUUGGGUGAAAUUCGAGGAAGACGUGGAACAGGGUGGCAAUCGCUGGUCAAAACCACAUGUGGCGACGCUGUCGCUUCAUUCGUUGUUUCAGUUGAGAAGUUGCCUCCUGAAUGGCCUGUUCAUGAAUGAUAUGCCUGAAACCGAUCUGCCAGCAAUCAUCGAUGCAUUGAUCGACGAGUUUGCGAAGGAAGGCGAUAUCGAAGAAGACAUGCGAGAUGAGCUACGGGAAAUCCUUAUGCGGAAACACGUGCACCAGUACGAACAAGCAAAGAAGAAUGGCCCCAACGGCGACAAAAGCGGUUUCCUCAAUACCGUCCGUUCCAUAUCUGACAUAGGAAAAUCGUUCUCCCAUGGGCGCAACUUGGGAAAGCUGGAAAAGGAACAGUUCGGACCACAGUUGGAGCUACCGAAGGUGGAGUCAUUGCCACGGGACAUGAACAAAGAUGGCUCUUCAGGAGAUAUUAGCAAGGGCAACACGCAUUUCCUGAAGAAACUCCCGCCUGGUGUCGAAGCAAGCAACGUUCUCAUCGGAGAGAUUUUCCACGACGUCGCGUACAAAGCUCGAAAUAAGGAGGACUUACUCGAUGGCGUUGACGAGUUUUUAGAUCAGGCGCCUCAUUUCCUCAGUGACUUUACCGACGCACUGAACCUGCAAUGCUUGGCCACAGCAUGCUUCAUGUAUUUCGCCCUUUUGGCGCCAAUCGUCACAUUUGGUGGACUGCUUGAGGAAGCCACACACCAACACACCCCAACGUAA
This is a messenger RNA of Ostertagia ostertagi, 846 nucleotides long. The record is from the annotation of a GenBank genome assembly. NCBI's taxonomy places the organism in Eukaryota, Metazoa, Nematoda, Chromadorea, Rhabditida, Trichostrongylidae.